This is a messenger RNA of Pecten maximus, 6118 nucleotides long. Its product is annotated as ubinuclein-2-like. Gene Ontology annotation, cellular component: nucleus. The transcript has 17 exons. Lineage: Eukaryota; Metazoa; Mollusca; Bivalvia; Pectinida; Pectinidae. Bases 101 to 3979 code for a protein of 1292 amino acids. The record is from RefSeq and is a predicted model, not a curated record.
CAUCGGGAAAAUGGCGGUUCAAUUCGCCAGCUUCGUCAAAAGAUUGAAAUAUUUCUCAUCACUUUCGCCUUUAUAUCAAUGGAUCUUUUAAUUCAAAAGAAUGGCGGAACCCAGAAGAUUGCAAUUUACCACUUUGGAUAAUAACAAAGAGACUACAAACUCGGAAACCCCUGUGUGUACUGCACGUUUCGUGCUGUCUCUCAAAGAAUCCACCGACGAAACAUGCUCGGAGUUUUCUUACACGGAAUUACUGAAAAAGCAUUCGUCUUCUAAGAAUGGAGUGCGUAAGGAAAAGUCCUCAGAAGACGGUACAGACAAGGCGAGGAAUGACUUGUCGGGGCCGUUUGGAGAUGAAGAUGACCCAGACGAAGUGGCAAGCAUUGCCCGACAAUUUGAGGAGAAAUAUGGCCCAAAGCCAGGAACAAAAAAGAAGCGACCAGUGAUAGAGAUGGUGGACUUAGGAGAGGGAUACGAUGAGAACGAUCCUUUCAUAGACAACUCUGAGGCCUAUGAUGAGUUGAUGCCUUCAACAUGGACGACACGUCUAGGUGGAUUCUACAUCAAUUCAGGAAAGCUGGAAUUCCGAGAACUGUCCGACGAUUCCAUGGAAGCUUUUCAAAAGUCAGCUCCACUCCAAAAAAAGAGGAAGAAGCAGGUAAUCGCCUCAGACUCGGACUCUGAAAAGGAAGAAAAGACAAAAGAAAACAAAAAAGUUGUAGUUAAGGUGAAGAAGAGAAAGUUAAAAGAUGGCAUGGAGGGUGAAGAAAAGAAGCGCAGGAAGAAAAAGCUGAUGAAUGGAGAAGGCAUAGAAAAGUCAUUUAAGAAACCUAAAAAACCAGAAGAAAAAGAGAAACUGAAAAAGAAGAAAUUGUCGCCGACAGUGGGUGAACUGCUGAAACAACAGACCCAGUCGACGGCCACACCUACCUCUAUAAGUAAUGAUCUGAACUCAGACAGCCAGGAAAGCAAUGAUUCUUCUCAAGAUGGAAAGUCGGAUAAAGUGUCUAUGGAUAACAUGGGCGGUAACAACAAGGACGAUUCCAACAGUAGGGAGGCUGGGGAGACCAAGACUGUAGAUCCUUCACAGAUUCCUAAACUUCCCCAAGGAAUUCCACAGCAGCUCGCAGACACCAUAGAAAAGUUAAAAGAGGCUGCUAAACACUCGCAGGACGGCAAGUGUAAAUUCUUCUCCAAUGAUGUCAACUCCAUGUUACUGAAAGUGGAGUUACAUUGUCGACAAUUACCAUGUGGUCACCGUACAACCAUCUACGCUCACCUAGCCUCAUUCCUGCCCUGUGGAAAAGAGACUCUACAGAAACGUGCCAAAAAGUUACGCAUCAAUCAACAAGACGAUGUGGUCAGGGAACCCCUUCAGAAACUCAGGGAUGCUGUCAAUGCCAUGAUGCCUUCUAUGCAGGAGAAACAUGAAGCAGAGUAUCAAAAGUGGAGCCAGCAAAAGAAAGAAGCAGAAGCUGCUGAAGGAAACAAAGAAGGUGAAAAGGAAAAAGAAAAAGAGGAAAAGGAGAAAAAUAACAGUGAUGACAGUGACGAGGAGAAAGGCCCAGAGGCACCUGGAGGAAAGAAAAGAGUGAAUGGGCCACGGAAAAAGUUUGAGUGGACACAGAACUUACGAGUCCUGCUCUGUGAGGUAGUGAGGUGUAAGAUGAAGCUUUGUGAGCUAGCCAAGAACAAGACAGAAACCAACGAGGAAUACCUCAAGUCGUUCUUGGAGAGUGAAGUCAAACCUCUCUGGCCUAAAGGCUGGAUGCAGACCAGGAUGUUGUUUAAGGAGAGCAGAUCCGUACAUUCGAGUUGGACUAAUCCACAAAAACCAAAAAAGACUGUGAUAAUUACUAAAUCCUUGCCUGGUUCAGCAUCCAACACUCCUACGAACUCUCAGGCCCCACCUAAAUUGGGGACGGCAACCGAUGCCACACCUACCCGCCCCAGGGACAGUAACUCAGUGUUGUUACCUAAUACCUCAUCUUCUAGCGUGCUGGACUUCAAUAGUGGAAGGACACUGAGUAAUAACACAACCCCGUCAUUAGUACCGCCUGUAAGUAAGAAAUCAGGAAGUAACACCUCAGGAACUCCAAAUUCCAGCUCUUUUUCCACUAGUCCAGGUCUCUCCUUGUUGGCCGAUUCUGCCGCUAGUGCUCGAUCUAUAGACAUGCCUCAGGAACGAUCUUGGGAUCAUGUUGUGUCGGAUAUUUUGAAGUCUUCGUUCAUUCCUUCACCAUCCUCAAGGGACACUGACAAAUCAGGUUUAUCUCUUGAUUCCAAGGUCAAGGCCACCGGUGUAGGUCAAGGCCAGGAUCAAGGUGGAGCAGGGUUUCUUGCUCAAGUUAAAAAAUAUGCCAGUGAAACUUCGAAACUCAAGGAAUCUGAUUCAGGCAGUACAAGUAACGCUACUUCACCACAGAAACAACACCAAGUGCAGCAGCAGCAACGGUCAAAUUUAACACAACAACAAAAACAGCUUGUUCAGAAGAUACAGAUCGCUGCCUCUCAAAGACAAGACAAAUCAUCCCCUUCACCAGCUCACCAGUCGUCUACUACAGCCAAAUCUGUUCUCAAUCAAUACUCCAUAACUCCCCAACAAAAAGCAACCAUGUCUGCUCGACCUUCUCUCACCCCGCAACAGAAAGCUGCCAUUUCUGUUGGAUCAUCUCUCUCCCCCCAACAGAAAGCUGCCAUUUCUGUUUGCUCAUCUCUCACCCCACAACAGAAAGCUGCCAUUUCUGUUGGCUCAUCUCUCACCCCACAACAGAAAGCUGCCAUUUCUGUUUGCUCAUCUCUCACCCCACAACAGAAAGCUGCCAUUUCUGUUGGCUCAUCUCUCACCCCACAACAGAAAGCUGCCAUUUCUGUUGGAUCAUCUCUCACCCCCCAACAGAAGGCAGCUUUCCAGUCUACUGUGGCCUCCCACAGCCCCCAGUCAAAGCCCCACGGUUUGAACUUGGGACAGCAAACAUCAGCCACAUUAGCUCUUCAGCGGUCCCUCCUCAAUGAAGAAGUGUAUAGACAGUUACUGGAAGCUGACAAAUCCUUAUCUCCGGCCACUAACACAAUGCCUGUCAGUAGUAAAGCAUCACCAACUUCCAGUAUGGCAGGUCAGAAACACACCAGUGCUAAGGUCAUACCUGUGACUGUAUCAACCACAAAAAAUACACAGUCCAAGACUUUAACUAAAGUAAUUAAGGUUGGGGCGUCCAAUGGUGCUUCACCCAAAAUUAUUACAGUGCAUUCAAAAUCGCCAGCUUCUCAAGAAACUACGAAAUCUGUAUCGACUAGGCGUGUAUCUCCGACCUCCUUAUCCUCAUCACAGAGGUCACAGGCCAGAGGUCAAGGAUCAAUAACUACAGGGCAAGUUAGUGCACAGCAAAAUUACAAUUAUAAUUCUAAUUCUGGACAGAGUAGCAACAUUCAGUCAUCAAGUGAAUUCCUUCAGUCCUUAUUUGGUCAAGCCAGGGAGCAGAAUACUAAACACAGUCCUACUGGCCAGGUGUCGCGUACAUCUCCGCAGCAACAGGUAUCCAUAGCAACUGGAUCUCAAAAAAAUAAACAGCAACCACAACAGACUAAAUCCCCCCAGUCACCAAAGAUCUGGAGUAUGGGAUCCAUGGUUUCAAAUGUUGGUGGCCCACACAGCUCAAUAUCCAACAUUCCUGCCUACAGUCCAAUAACCACCUUACCUAAACCCGUGCCAGGUUACCAGAGUGUAGCACUGUCCAGUCUGAGUAAGGACAUGGGCGUCCAGCAGUCGCCAUACUUGGCUGGUAUCCAUAAAAACUAUUCUAAUGUACCAACAAGCCCUCUAACUGGUCAACAGCAAAACCCCUUAGCCAAUCAAACGUCUGCACACCAGUCCUCAGGGAUGUUACAUACCGUACCUCCCUAUUCUCCAGCCAGCCAACACCUCUCUUCUCUACCCUACGGACAGUACACAGAUAAGUCGAGGACUCCACAUGGGUAUUGAGACAAAUGACGUGGAGACUUCUACAGCUGGGCAAGGAAUAACACAGUUGUCUCCCUUCCAUUCAUUGGUGGAUUGAAAAAGUCAUCGUCGUAGAAACAUCGACCAUCAUUUCCGAUGUCAUUGUAAUAUUUCUCUUAGUUAUCCUGAUAUCAAAUAUAACAACAACCAUGGAUGUUUUGGUGAAUGAAUGUAAGCUGAUGUUCAUUGAAUAUCAUUCUUGGUAGAUUUUAAAAUAAAAACCAUUAAAUACCAAAUAUACAAUAUAGUAGAUCAUCCACAAAAACCCACGAGACUCCGCUCUGUUGUUUGAUUUAUGGACUCAAAAAACAGAGCCGAGCUUCACCUGUUUCCAAUGGUGAUAGUAGAUGUAGAAAUGAUAACCACAUUAAGUCCAUGUUAUAAGACGAUACCAUACAUUCAUUGUAUACAAAUGGUUUGGUGAUAUGUUGAUCUGUAAAGUACACAACUUCAGCCAUACCUAGAUUGAAGUUGUGGCUAUUUCUGAGUAUAUUUCUCAAUUCUGCUGUGGCUCGGACUGACUGGGUAUGGAUAUUCUCGCCUCAGGAUAAACAACACUGAUAUUAACAUUCACAGGAAUAUCCUCAGCAUUUCCUACGUGUAACCAAUUGUUUUUAAGUCCAGUUGACUGUGUAAUUCAGGCUGUGUAUGUCCGGUAUUGAUGUGAAGCAUGACUUGGGUAUUACCCAGUAGAUUUCCUACUCUGUGGUUGUGGCACAUUGACGUGAUCCUUCGUCGACUAUUUCCUUGUUAGAAUACAUGUAAAUCGUACUCCACUGUCCGUCAUUGUCGUCUCCAUAAAUGUUUUUACUGACUAUCCAUAUAAAAAAUGGAAAUCAUUCACGAGGCAGCUAGAUUUCCUCUAUCACUUCUGUAUACAUGUCUGACACAGUUACACAUCAUAUUGAUGUCUGUCACAAAGUUUAUCAAGAAUCAUGUUAUUUCAUCAUUUUGUAUUGAAGAGGUUUCAAGUAUAGUGAAAUUGUCCUUGUCGUUAAUGUAUUCAGGUAGUUGUCAGGUAGUUGCUACUUUUCAUGUGGGUUCAGACUUUCCUGGCAAUCUUAAAAUACAAUAAAUGCAGGUCACACAUAUCGCUUGAAUGUAGCAAUGAUAUUUUAGCUGGUAAGAUUAAAUUCCCGGCUUACACAAAAUUGAGGGAAAUUAAAGUAAAUGCUCACAGUGUUGAAUAUUGAUUAUCUGUUUAGAUUUUCUUUGAAAACCAUUUUUUUCUUUCAUUUAUAUUUAUAUUAGUAUUUUUUAUGAUUAAGAACAUUAUCACACAUUUUAGUAAAAAAAAAAAAAAAAAAAAUUGUCGCUGUUGCCAGCCUAGAAGCCUUAGAAACAGACUUCAAUGAUCAUAUCUGACUGUGUGUGUACCAUUUGAUCAUCUCUAUAAUACUACCAUUUGUAGUUCGGGAGUAAGGGUUAAACUAGUAUGAGUAACCUUACUCUGUCUCCUUCGUCCCAUCUAACAAUACACAAUACAUCUCUAAUUAAGACUACAUUAUCACAUCUAGAGUUUAACUGAUUUAUAAGUUGUCAAGUUAUGAAACCUGACAUCUUCUUGGAGUAAAAACAAAGAAGAAAGACUAGGCCAUUUCCAUUUUAUAUCAUGAUUCAAACGUUGAGACUAGUUGGACCAGAGUUUGUGAAAUAAUUACAGAAACAAACAUUUGUGGCAUUAUACUAUUUAAUAGUGUGUUCUGUUAUACAGAUUUUUAUAUACAAUUUGUAUGGGCUGUCCACUUACUUCAAACGUUUUCUGAUUAAGUGUUAUGUUGGUGAGAAAUCAAAAACAUCAAAUGUAAUGUACCGGAAAGGACAAAAUAUUUAUUGAACUCUUUCACAACUAUAUAUAUAUGUGUAUAUUUUGUAAAUUCUGGUAAUGGACCUUGAACUGUUUCAUAGAUACUUUUGUGCAUCAAGUUACAUCCAAUGAUCAACUUUAUUAGACGUACAUCACUCUGAAACUUCAACUCACACAUUGUUCCCAGAGUUAUGUAGGGAUAUUAAUGGGUAUAAGUAUGUUUCAAAAUCAAAGUUUGAAUACAAAACAUUUCCAGUACUUCAGAAGCAACGACAUCUGUUGUAAGGUGGCAGACAGCUUUGUGGCACAGUCUG